This is a messenger RNA of Branchiostoma floridae (Florida lancelet), 2159 nucleotides long. RefSeq names its product MAP3K12-binding inhibitory protein 1-like. The record is from RefSeq and is a predicted model, not a curated record. Lineage: Eukaryota; Metazoa; Chordata; Leptocardii; Amphioxiformes; Branchiostomatidae. Bases 138 to 1169 code for a protein of 343 amino acids. The transcript has 11 exons.
GUCCCUCCUGAGCGGACUUUCCUGUUCUUGACCGCCAUACUUUCCUUACCUGCCAACUGAAGACGUGAACGUGACAGGACUCGUCCUGCUAGUUUGUGAACGGACUUUUUACACGUCGAACUAACACAAAUACUAGUAUGGAUUUGGAAGAAAUGGAGGCAGAGACCCUUGAUGGAGAACCUGUCUUAGUUGCCGUUCUCGACGCAGUCAAACAGUUUCUUGACAAGAUGAAAGUGGACCCUUCAGCUGCUUCCCUCCAUCUUGACAGAACCAAACUGUCUCAGCAACAGGUGGCACAUGAGAUGGUGACGGAGCAUCUGGCUGAACUCUGCAACAAACUCCAGAGUUUAAAAGACACACAAAGAGCAAUGAUGAGUCUUGGAGAUGACAUCUCUCUCCAGAUGGAAUGCCCCUCACCACCACAGGAACAGGCUGUAAAAGAAGAGUUCCCUGACUGUAGACUGGGGGAUUUACCUCAGCAGCCCCGCCCUGAAGUAGACCCCAACCUGGUGCAGAUCAAGGCAAGCAAAGCAGAGAUUGAGAGAAGAAUCCAGGCUUUCCUGCAGAGGAAACAGACAGAGAUUGAUGAGAACAACAGAAGAGAGUUUGGGGCCGUCAAACCCAGCCUGCCAGAAGGUGGAAGUGUUCCUGAGCCAGACUUCAGCUGUGCCCGGACAGAUGCUGUGUACCAGCCAAGGGUAGGCAGGAGUCACAUCAGAGUUUGCAGAGUAGUGAACCCAUAUGGACCCCAGACCAGACAGGUACCUGUGCCCAGGUCCACUACUCCAUCACAGACAGUCGUGAAGUUGGAGCCUGGAACAUCGUCAGCCGUGCCGUCCACAUCAUCAGCUGUGUCAGAGGGGAUAGAGGAACGGCUUCGAAACAUGGAGUCUCAUCUUAAGGUCAAGUCAGGAACAUUGGUAAACACAGAUAUCUACAGCCGGCUGAAGCAGCUGGAGAAUCGCAUCCUGCACCUGGAGGGACUGUCACCUGAGUACUUCCAGCUGGGGCCAGCUAUAAAGUUCCAAAAGCAGGAGCCAGGCAGCCAUAUCCAUCAGGAGAUGAGUAUAGAGGAGAUAGAGGAGCGGAUGAAGACCCUGCGAGAAUCCCUCCUGAGUAAAAAGGACACUUUGCUGUACCCAACAACCAACACAGAUGACUUCCAGUGAACUUUCAAAGUCACGUGCUGUCAAAUUGAAUUCUAACCUCAAAAUCAUCAUCUUUGCAUCACAAGCUUUAUUGUAUUUGCUGUCAUGUCAUGGUAUGGUAUAUUUGAAGAAAAAGGAUAGUUUAAGAAAAUACUUUCUACAAAUUCAUCUAUGACAGCAUCUCAACAGCCCCACCUGUCUUCCAAUGGCAAAACUGCACACACACUAUGAUGGUGUCACAUGGAUGGAUGCCAGGCAAUCAUCUUGACCCAUAUAAGAAAAUGAAUGUCAUUCUAGACUACAUAUAGUAUGAACAUUCAGUCAUUCUUCUCCAUCUCAACCUGCCAGUGUCUUAACUAUGUCCCUUUUCUGAAACACAAUUAUACUGUUGCACCAUUGAACAUUUAUGUACUGGUAGUUGUUUUAAUCUAUAAGAAACGUAUCAACCCAGUGGCAUAACUCUUGUCCCAUAGAGUUUGAAAUUAGCUGACAUUCAUUAGGCUGACAGAAGCUGUAAUAUAGUGCUAAUGCCUCAAUGGCAGUUAUACGUCCAGGUAAUAAAAGAUUUUAAACAGUAAGACAUUUCAGAUACAUCUAGAAUCCGCUAUCGUUUUGUCAGUGACUUAAGAGUGACAUGGAUCUGAUGGUUGGUGGUUUGUGCUGAGCAGUUCAACCGUAGAAGUCAAAGUCAUCGUCCUCUCCAGACUGGUCCUGCUUCCCUGUGCUGAUGGCCAGAUCAUCAACAUCAUCAUCCGACUCCCCCCAGAAACCUGCAGGGCAGAACACACUUCUAAUUAGACUGCUUAAACUGGUUUCUCCAUAUGUGUAUCAAAUAGGAAUGUACAAUUCUAAGUAAAUACUGUAAUUGGUGUUCCCCAGUCAGGUGAGUGCAGUCCCACAAUUGUUGGAAAAAUCCAUGCAAAAAGCAUGUGUUGAAAUGUGUGUGGUUCUACAUUUGUACUUAUUGGUAGUAUUCAGUUGCACAUCUAAAAUACACAAUACAGCAGCUGU